Messenger RNA from Cryptococcus deneoformans JEC21, 1540 nucleotides. RefSeq lists its product as hypothetical. Gene Ontology annotation, biological process: poly(A)+ mRNA export from nucleus. The transcript has 6 exons. NCBI's taxonomy places the organism in Eukaryota, Fungi, Basidiomycota, Tremellomycetes, Tremellales, Cryptococcaceae. Bases 41 to 1468 code for a protein of 475 amino acids. The record is from RefSeq and is a predicted model, not a curated record. Gene Ontology annotation, cellular component: nucleus.
UCUUCUCUAUCCUGUAUACAAAUCCCUUCAAAGCCACAAAAUGUCCUCUCCCGCCCUUGACACCAUUCACGAUCAAACAGGAGAGCAGGACCUUCACCAGGAGGUGCAAGCGCAAGAGCACUUACCGGUUGAGCCUACGCCAGAAGUGCAAGAAGAGCCCGAGUCUGACCACCAGGACGACGAUGAACAGCCCGAGGCUCAGGUGUUAGAACAAGAACAGGAACAGGUUGCAGAGCAAGAGAGGCUGCAGGACCAAGAGGACCAAGAUCAAGGUGCGGAGCUGGUGUCACAGCAGCCCACAGCCGAGGAACAGGAGGAAACUCGAGAUGAACUUUACAAUGAAGUGUUCGGUAACCAAGGUUCUGAGGCUUCGGAUUUGUCGGACGAUGAAGAUGUGAGAAUGGAUGAGGGAGAGAAGUAUGUGCCCGCUACUGCGACGAGUGCGGCCAAGAUUCCCAAGUUCAAAAAGUCUAAAAGGGAUGAUGAGGAUGAAGAUGAGGAUGAGGAUGAGGAUGAGGAUGAUGGGGGAGAGAGAAGGAGAAAGAAGAAGAAGAGGGCAGAAAGGAGAAGACAGAGGCAAGAGGAAGAAGAUGAAGAUGAAGCACCUGUGCUUGAUGAGGCCACUCAGCGACGCCUUGCUUUGGAGGAGAGAAUAGAUGCUAUUGGCAAGAAGCCUAAGGCCAUUAGACGGAAGAAGAAGGGCGACGACGAUGUUGAUAUUGUUGAUUCUUAUCACGACGACAUUUGCGCCCGACUUCGAGACCGAAUGAUCGCUGCGGCGGACAAGGAUGAGGCCGCCAACAGGAUCAAAAUGCCCGGUACAGCCAAGCUUGCCAUGUUGGACGAAGUGAUGGGUGUGUUGAGAAACACGACCCUUUGGCAGUCGAUCGUUGAUAACGGUGUGCUCGAAGCUGUCAAGAGAUGGCUUGAGCCUUUGCCUGACAAGAGCUUGCCUAGUGUUGGUAUUCAGAAGGCCAUUUUUGAGGUUCUUCCGAAGAUGGACCUCGACACGACCACCUUGAAGGAAUGCCGUCUCGGUCCCAUCGUCCUCUUCUAUACCAAGACUAAGCGCGUCACGCCCGCUAUCAAUCGACAAGCCGACGCCCUCGUCCAGGCUUGGUCUCGGCCGAUCAUCAAGCGGCCAGCAAACUACCGAUCACGAUACAUUGAGAGUCAGAAUGAGGUUGAGCAGUCGCAAGGCGGUGGUGGUACUGGAGGUGGCUACAGUCAGAGCCAGCGAGGUCCGGGGGAGAGGAAAUUUAAGAGAUUUGAUGUCAAGAAAGCUUUGGAAGAGAAUGCGCAUAGGAAGGGCGCUAGGUUGCAGAUUGUUCAGGAUGUGCAAUAUACUGUUGCGCCUGAACCCAAGACGCAUCAUCACGCCGAAGAGAUGCAACAUGUCUCCCGAAUCCAGCAAGAUAAUAAAAAGUUCAACAGGUUUGCUAGACAAGUCAAAACGAAGAAGCAUUAGAAGGGUGUUGGAUUUGUGUGCAGUAGUUCUGUUCGUGUUGUAGCAUGCAUAGGAUCCCAAAAUCAAAACACA